Messenger RNA from Andrographis paniculata, 1219 nucleotides. RefSeq lists its product as uncharacterized. The record is from RefSeq and is a predicted model, not a curated record. Lineage: Eukaryota; Viridiplantae; Streptophyta; Magnoliopsida; Lamiales; Acanthaceae. Gene Ontology annotation, biological process: methylation. Gene Ontology annotation, molecular function: methyltransferase activity. Bases 1 to 1038 code for a protein of 345 amino acids. The transcript is spliced from 2 exons.
AUGAUAAUUAAUCACAGAGUGAUAUAUAUGUCAAAUCACGAAAAUGGCCUUCCGGUGGAUAGACCUUGGCCAGAAUACAAGUUACCUGAGUUGUUAAGGAGGGGCACGCUCAGAGCUCUCCAUGCAUCCAUUGAAAGCGACUGGGAUUGCAUCCGGCGGUCGGCGUGCCAGACGGCUGCAGGAAGAGCAUUGUGGAAUCAGGUGAUCCAUGACCCUCUGGCUGAGUUGUUUGCAGGGGAGAUGUACCUGAAGAGCAUUUAUGAAAAGAUUAAGAAAGACCAGCGUAAUAAUGCUAGAGAGAUUUCUGGGGUGAUUCUGGCUGUUCGAACCCUUUGGUUCGAUACAAAACUUGAAGCAGUUCUGAAUUCCUUUGCCGGUGGAGGAGCACAGGUGGUUCUGCUAGGUGCAGGUAUGGAUGCAAGAUCGUACCGACUAAACUGCUUGAAAGAAAGCAGUGUGUUUGAAGUUGAUUUUCCUGAGGUUCUGGAAGCAAAAGCUACAAUUCUUGAGGCAGCUAUUCAUUCGAAGGAGGAACACCAUCAUCCUGUCAUGACAGCAAAAUCAUUGAGUAGAGUGGCAGCUGACCUGACGGAGGAUGACUGGCUUGAAAAACUCCAAAUAUCAGGCUUUGAAUCAAAGAAGAAUACAGUUUGGAUUCUGGAGGGGAUUAUUUACUACCUGUCACAAUCUGAUGCCAUGAAAGUGCUUAAAAUCAUUGCAGAGAAUUGCAGUCUCACCAACACAGUGCUGUUAGCAGAUUUCAUGAACAAACAAGCAACAGCAUUAUCCAGAGACACUUACCCUUUCCAUUGUGACUGGCCAGAUCAACUGCUGCCGACUCUAGGAUUUUCAGAAGUAAAGCUUUCACAGAUUGGCGAUCCAGAUGCCAAUUUCGGAUUGUUGCAAGACCCGCUAAAUUUGUUUAAUAAGAUUCGAAGCUUGCCAAGAUCAAUUCAAACUCUUCCAGAUGAUGGAACACCAUGCGGUCGCUUGUAUUUGUUGCAAGCUGUGGGUUCACCAGGUAAAACUAGUUCAUGAGACAAAGUUGCAGGCGAUAUAUGUUAUUGCAUACCAUACUUUGAAUUUUACAUCAUAACAUAGGCACCAUCUCUGUUAGCAUCAUUAAAGCUUUAGUAAAGCUAUGCAAGUUACACAGGCAACAUACCAGCUUAAACCCUUGAUGCAGGGUUGAAAAUAGAUUAAAUGACAGUUCCUACUA